Tyto alba (common barn owl) is the source of this 4199-nucleotide messenger RNA. It is a transcript of the gene CCDC82, whose product is annotated as coiled-coil domain containing 82. Bases 262 to 1650 code for a protein of 462 amino acids. Gene Ontology annotation, cellular component: nucleus. The record is from RefSeq and is a predicted model, not a curated record. Lineage: Eukaryota; Metazoa; Chordata; Aves; Strigiformes; Tytonidae. The transcript is spliced from 8 exons.
AGCCUGCGUUGUGGGGUGUCCCCCCUCAGCUGAGGGCAGCGGCUGCGGCCUUCGGUCCGCUUUUCAAUAAGGCCUGGUGAUGGUGGUCCUGAACGAGUGAUGUACGCCGCCCCGCAGGAGCAGGGGAGCUCUCUGCCUCAGCUGUGUUGGAGGGGAUGGCGGGAUCUGUAGCUGCACUUACUUCAGACCUGAUUUUUCCAGUUCUUUCAUGCUGGGUGUUGGCAAUUCUGCACUUAUACACUUUUUGAGUAAAGCUUUCCAAUGGAGAUAAAAGCAGUUGCCAGAAGAUAUGAAACAAGAAAUAAGAUGGCAGAAACAGAACUGUCAUCAUCCAAAUCCCGAGUUGAUUGGCGACGCACUAAAAGGGAGCUCAUACUACUUGACAGCGAUGACGAAUCCUUAGGUACCUCAGAGAAAGAAGAGCCUACCACAUCAGAAGAUGAAGUAGAUGAAAAAGAUGAAGCUGUUGUGAAGAACAGCCCUUCAGAUCAUGAAGAGAAAAAUCAUGUUGGGGAAGUCACAGAAGAUGGUGAGGAUGAGUGCAUUGUGCCUGGGAAGCGUAAAAGGUUGAACACCUCUGUUUUGUCUGACAGUGAUGAAAGUGAGGACAGUGAUAUUCUUGUUAGAAAAGUUUUUGCUAGACGCCACUGUAUAAUGGAUGAAGAAGAAGAAGAGCAGCCUGAUAAAACCUGCCCUACAGAAAAUGUUUCUACUAAUAGGAAACAGAAAGUGUUUGCAAAAUUGAAAGAACUUGCAAGACAAAGAGCAACUUGCAACAGUGAAAGUUAUGAGGAUUCUAAUAGUGAAGGAGAAAUAGAAGAGGAACCACUCUGUCACUUGCCCUGCACACCAACAGAAAGUAGUGAAGCUGACAGUGACAGCCUGAAAGACUUUAUAGUAGAAGAAGAUGAUGAUGACAACACAGAGCACAUAAUGAGAGAAAACCAGCCACAGCAGAAGGAACUAAAUCCAUCAAAUAGCGAGUUGCUGGCAUACUAUGUCCCACACUUAACUCGCUGUGAUCAUUUUGUACACUUCAAAAGAAUAGUAAAGGCUUUCCUCAUAAAUGCAAUUGAUGACACUUUUCUGAGCUCAUUAUAUGAUGGAACAAGACAAAAGAAAUACGCGCAAGAUAUGUUGCUCUCACUUCAUUAUUUGGAUGACCGCUUCAUUCAACCUCGUCUUGAGAACUUAAUCUCUAGAAGUCGCUGGAAAGACCGAUACAAGGAGCGUGUGGAUUGUUACCCAGAAGUUCGCAUAAUCUUGAAAAAUCCAGAAAAUAUGGCUUGUCAGGCCUGUGAAUUGAGUCGGUAUUGUAAGUUCAACGUGCUGCUUUCUGGAAAGCUUUAUAAUAGUAGAACUUUGGAAGCGGAUGAUUUCAUGUCAGAUGACAAGCAGGUUUUGAAGGUUGGCGUGGUAUGUGCAGAUCGUACAAGAGUUUAUCAUAAUUUGAAGCACUUCAAAUACAAAUUGUAUAUGGAUUGCAGCUCCAUUACCGAGUUGGAUGGUGUUAAGGAUGAACCAGUCAAAGACACAGUUGCACGGCUUUUCAGCCAGUUGGAAGACAGUGGGUGGAUCCAGAAGAGAUAUAAUGUUCUUGAAGACUACAUGAAUAAUGCAGACAGUUUCCAAGAAGAGAAAAUGGAUUAAGUGGUUAUAUAGCUCUUUGAAAGACAUCUUGUAAAAAUCUGAAUGGCCUGCUUUAUCUGCAUGCAUUUUAUCUCUGCUUGGUCUUCGAGAUUCUUUCUGGGCUGUGUUAUACUUAAAUCCAUAUGCCUUUAAACUACUGUUUGAGAACGUGCUGUAUUUUUUUUUUCUGAUCUGUGUCAAUAAUAACCCAAAGUUUUACCAAAUCAGUCCUUCCAGUCUUACUGCAUGUCACUUUAAGUUCCCUUCUGUUCUUAAAAAGAACAUCUCAAUAUCUAUUUACUUGUGAAAUAAAACUUCCACAUAUUUAUAUUGAGCUGUAUCAUAGGACAGGUAGGAGAUGCCGAGACCUUUUGAAGUAGGUAUAUUUGGAAAGAUGAGGCUAUGUUAUACAAGAACAUAUGACCUGCAUCGCAUCUGCCUUGUUGCUCGUUAUAUGCAAGUAAGUUCAACCAUUUAGAAUGAUAAUUACAAUAAACAGGACCCAAUGCAAAGAUCUUUUUCCCCUCUGAGGAAUCUGUAUAGACUCUUGCAAGGCAACAGGAAAUAUUCUGCAGUCUUGACUAAGUUUGCAGCACAGUAGUCAUUCCUCUCUUUAGAGAGUAGGUGAUGAGUCACAUUAUAGGCAUCAUACAGACUGAGUCGGGCUUCGCCAUCUAAAUGAACAGUUGGACCCACAGUACUGUCUCUGAUAAGCAGCUGGAACAAUUUACUGCGAUUUUAAACAUCAAAUUACAUUGUGCAAACAUAAUGGCCACAACUUGCAGUAACUACAAAAUGAAGAGAAUGGAUUAAUAUGUCCAUGCAAGAUAAGCAAGAAUUCUUCCAGUAUAACUUAACAAAAAGUAUCUGAAUUGCAUGAAGCCCAUAUCGGAGUUUUGGGGGGCCUGGGGAAUAGAUUUUAGAGGAGUUAGGAAGGGUUAAGUAUUAUGUUGUCCAUUCUGAAAAACUGGACAUGAGCUGGCACUGUGUGCUCGCAGCCCAGAAAGCCAGUUGUACCCCAGGCUGCAUAAAAAGAAGCGUGGCCAGCAGGUCCAGGGAGGUGAUUCUCCUGUUCCACUCCACACUCAUGAGACCCCACCUGGAGUGCUGCAUCGAGCUCUGGGGUCCUCAGCCCGGGAAGGACAUGGCCCUGAUGGAGCAGGUCCAGAGGAGGGUCAAGAAAAUGGCCAGAGGGCUUGAACACCUCUCCCAUGAAGAAAGGCUGAGAGACUUCCAGGGGUUGUUCAGCCUGGAGAAGAGAAAGCUUCAGGGAGCCUUUCAAUCUGUAAAGGGUGCUUAUAAGAAAGAUGGAGAGAGACAUUUUUACCAAGGCCUGUAGUAACAAGAUGAGGGGCAACAGUUUUAAACUGGAAGACGGUAAGUAUAGAUAGACAUAAGAAAUUUCUUAUGAUGAAGGUGUUCAGACAGUGAAACAGGUUGCCUAGAGAAGCUGUGGCAGCCCCCUCCCUGGAAAUGUUGGAUGGGGCUUUCAGCAACCUGCUCUAGUGGAAGGUGUCCCUGCCCAUGGUGAUCUUUAAAGGUCCCUUCCAACUCAAACGAUUUUAUGAUUCUCUCCCUGUACUUUGUGCUGCAUAUAAAAUCAAUUAGAUGUAGCCUAAGGUAAGAUACAGGGUGCACAGUUUUGAAUCCCAUUAGGAACUAUUCCUGCAUCCUGCUGCAUGCAGAUACUCUUAUUAGUCUUUUGUGGCCGAGCAACUUUUAAAAGUUUAAAAUUUUAAACUUUUAAAAUUAGUCUUUUGUGGCUGAGCAAGCUUAAAAUAGUGAAAGCAAAGACUCUUUUUACAAGUUGCUCUCAGAAGCAAAACUAAUGAAACCUAAUUUCUCUUGGAUUUGUCCAUAAGAAAUCCCCACGUUCAUUAUGCCACUCUCCUGGUAACAGACACGCUGAUUGACUAGGCAGCUGCUGCCAGGUGUAUUGCUUAAAGGUGAACAUCUGUUGGCUUUUUGCUAUAGGAACUGUACCUUAGAUUUAUCAUUCAGUACCCUUUUUCCUGCAUUCACUGGAAGAAAUUAACUGCUCGUAUUCUAAGGGGUUGAAAUUCUGCAAUGGUUUAUAUACUAUUAGAGUGAGCUAAUACCAUCAUUUCUCCCUUGUACCACAUACAGAUAGAAGAUUUACAGACCAAGAUGAAAAAUCCCAGUAAACAGAUUGAGACUUAUUCUCAAGUAAACUUACUUUGAACAUAUUAUUUCCAUACCUUAACUAUGAGUUAGAUAUGUAAAUAUUCUGAGAAUUGAUAUAUUUUAUACCUAUCUCCCUGGUUACCAAAACUGAAGGAAAUCUCUAUUAUUUUUCCUUGUUCAUCCCUGUUCUUCUGGGAGUAGUGAUGAGAACAUACCCAUCAACUUAAAAGUACUCAGGAAUGUGUCUCAAAUAUAUCCCUGUUAGGAAAAGUAAUGCCCCUUGAUGCCCCACAUCUUUCUGUUAACAAAAUCUCUCUGUACUUUUGUUGGCUUCUCUAGAAUAGUAACAUUUAUGCUUGGUAUAAUUUUAUUCUUACAAAGGAAAAGUGUUCUGAAAUAAAUGAGUUUUAUGCCACGUAAUGGAG